AUGCUUUCCGGGAGCAAUCCAGAGGGUGACUUGAAAGCUGCCCUCACACGUGUCCCUCAAGUACUCCCGGAUGGCGGCAUCCUUGGCUUCGGCCUCUCUCACGCUUAUCCCUUCAACUCCAACAGCACAAACCUCUUUAACCUCAAGGACUAUUUAAAAGGAUCUGAUGCCACAAUCAACCGUGUCUGCGACGCCCUUUCGCUUGAAUCUUCUUUAAUGGCAUUCUAUCGUGAGCAGUCCAAGUGUGUCGGCAUCCUUCUGCCAAAAUUCGUCGAUUUUGGUACCCAUCAGGUCGAUGAUAGGCUUGCAUGGUAUCUUCGGGACUUCAGGGGCUCCAUUACUGUUGUGGAUUGCGACUCGGAAGGCGAAGACGACGGCUUCAUAAGAAUGAUGCGCGAAGGGGCGGACGUGUAUAGCAUUGUGUGGGCGAAUCCACUCGCAGAAGUCAAUGCAUUCAAGUCUGCCUAUAUUAGUUAUGGGAACGAGGCGACCCUUGAUUAUGCUUACGGGGAGGUUUGCCUGGUCAUCGAGCUCCCUCCAGCUGAGGAACGCCAGUAG
Messenger RNA from Cyclocybe aegerita, 558 nucleotides. NCBI's taxonomy places the organism in Eukaryota, Fungi, Basidiomycota, Agaricomycetes, Agaricales, Hemipholiotaceae. The record is from the annotation of a GenBank genome assembly.